UGCCCAGCCUGUGGCCGUAACCUUGAGGCGGCGGCGGCGGGGCCGGGCCGGGCCGGGCUGGGGGGCGGCGGCGCUCGAUCCGCGCCCGGCCGAUCGCUGGCGGGAGAUGUCGAACCCCGGCACUCGCAGGAACGGCUCCAGCAUCAAGAUCCGACUGACAGUAUUAUGUGCCAAGAACCUCGCAAAGAAAGAUUUCUUCAGGCUCCCUGACCCCUUCGCCAAGAUCGUUGUGGAUGGCUCCGGGCAGUGCCACUCAACCGACACUGUGAAAAACACAUUGGACCCAAAGUGGAACCAGCACUAUGACCUAUACGUUGGGAAAACCGAUUCUAUCACCAUCAGUGUGUGGAACCACAAGAAGAUCCAUAAGAAGCAGGGCGCCGGCUUCCUGGGCUGCGUGCGGCUGCUCUCGAACGCCGUCAGCAGAUUGAAAGACACUGGCUACCAGCGUUUGGAUCUAUGCAAACUAAAUCCCUCAGAUACUGAUGCAGUUCGUGGCCAAAUAGUGGUCAGUUUACAGACUCGAGACAGAAUUGGAAAUGGAGGGUCGGUGGUGGACUGCCGAGGACUGCUAGAAAAUGAAGGAACAGUGUAUGAAGACUCAGGCCCUGGAAGGCCACUCAGCUGCCUCAUGGAGGAACCGGCCCCGUAUACAGAUGGUACUGGUGCUGCAGCGGGAGGUGGGAACUGCAGGUUUGUGGAGUCUCCCAGCCAAGACCAGAGACUCCAGGCACAGCGACUCCGAAAUCCUGAGGUCCGAGGGUCACUACAGACACCCCAGAACCGACCACAUGGCCACCAGUCACCCGAGCUGCCUGAAGGCUAUGAACAAAGAACGACAGUGCAGGGACAAGUUUACUUUCUGCACACUCAGACUGGAGUCAGUACGUGGCACGACCCCAGGAUCCCCAGAGACCUAAACAGUGUGAAUUGUGAUGAGCUUGGGCCGCUGCCUCCAGGCUGGGAAGUCAGAAGUACAAUGUCGGGGAGGAUCUACUUUGUAGAUCACAAUAACCGAACAACCCAGUUUACAGACCCAAGGCUACACCACAUCAUGAAUCACCAGUGCCAACUCAAGGAGCCCAGCCAGCCGCUACCACUGCCCAGCGAGGGCUCCGUGGAGGAUGAGGAGCUGCCCGCCCAGAGAUAUGAAAGAGAUUUAGUCCAGAAACUCAAAGUCCUCAGGCAUGAGCUCUCGCUCCAACAGCCCCAAGCUGGUCAUUGCCGUAUAGAAGUUUCCAGAGAAGAAAUAUUUGAGGAGUCUUAUCGCCAGAUCAUGAAGAUGCGGCCAAAAGACCUGAAGAAGCGACUAAUGGUGAAGUUCCGUGGGGAAGAAGGUUUGGACUAUGGUGGAGUAGCACGGGAGUGGCUUUAUUUGUUGUGCCAUGAAAUGCUGAAUCCAUACUAUGGGCUCUUCCAGUAUUCCACAGACAAUAUUUACACGCUGCAGAUCAACCCAGACUCUUCCAUCAACCCCGACCAUCUGUCUUACUUCCACUUUGUGGGUCGGAUCAUGGGUCUGGCUGUGUUCCAUGGACACUACAUAAAUGGGGGCUUCACAGUUCCAUUCUACAAACAGCUCCUGGGGAAACCCAUCCAGCUGUCGGAUCUGGAGUCAGUGGACCCAGAGCUUCACAAGAGCUUGGUGUGGAUUCUAGAGAAUGACAUCACGCCAGUGCUGGACCAUACCUUCUGCGUGGAGCACAAUGCCUUUGGGAGGAUCCUUCAGCACGAACUAAAACCCAAUGGCAGAAACGUGCCGGUCACCGAGGAGAACAAGAAGGAAUAUGUCCGGUUGUAUGUAAAUUGGAGGUUUAUGAGAGGAAUUGAAGCCCAGUUCUUAGCGCUUCAGAAAGGGUUUAAUGAACUCAUUCCCCAACACUUACUGAAGCCCUUUGACCAGAAGGAAUUGGAGCUCAUAAUAGGUGGGCUGGAUAAGAUAGACCUGAAUGACUGGAAGUCCAACACGCGGCUGAAGCACUGUGUGGCCGACAGCAACAUCGUCAGGUGGUUCUGGCAAGCUGUGGAGACCUUUGAUGAAGAGAGGCGGGCCAGGCUCCUGCAGUUUGUGACGGGAUCCACUCGAGUCCCUCUCCAAGGUUUCAAGGCUCUGCAAGGCUCUACAGGCGCAGCAGGUCCCCGGCUGUUCACCAUCCACCUGAUAGAUGCCAACACAGACAACCUGCCAAAGGCCCAUACCUGCUUUAACCGGAUCGACAUCCCACCCUAUGAGUCCUAUGAGAAGCUCUAUGAGAAACUGCUGACAGCAGUGGAGGAGACCUGUGGCUUUGCCGUGGAGUGAAGCACAGCCGGCCGUGCAGUCUUGCUCAUAACCACCAGACCCAAAGCAGAGGCGUCUGCGUGCCUCCCGCACAGCAGGCUGAGGCCUGGAUUCCAGAAAACCCGAGGGAAAGGCUCCCUCCCUCGUUGGGGGAGGGCAGGCCAGGCCAGGGGGACUCUUGUGGCUCCCACCCAUUUACCUUCUUUAUUACAGUUCUCCCACCCCCUCCAUCACCCAUCCAAUAAAACGCAGCCAGGUUUUGCCCUCAGCCUCCUUGGCGUGGUGGGAAGGCUGUGGUCUCUGGGAGCAUCAAGCCACGGUCAGGGCCGAGCUGGGUCCCCAAGGGUUUGCAUGGUCAGUGUACCAGCUCUCCCCUCUCAGUGCAGCCUCAAGACCUCUUUUUGAGUUCAGCAGCUGUCAAUAGCUUACCCGAGCUCCAAUUCCAGACUUGACAUACUAGCAGCCUGUUCCGGGUAGCAGGUGGACUUCUGAGAAACUGCACUGUGGACUGACUAGAAUUCCACCAUGGCAGGAAGCCCCAGUCAAAAUGCGUUUCCCCUUGAGAGGUAAAAGAAUCACAGCAGCUUUUGCUGGAGGCCCAGGGUAUAUGUUUCAGGGUAUUCUGGCUGAAAAAUGGUUUUGCACAGGAAAAAAAAAAAAUCUUUGAAUCCCUUCGCUGCAUCCUCUACCCACAUGCCAUGGCACUUAGUAAAGAUCCAACAAAACCAGCCUCAGAUCCACGGGGUGGGUCCAACACAGACUCCUGUGCCCACUGGGCCUGGAGGAUCAACAACUAUGUCUUGAAAUGUUAACAGACUUUUAUGUGGUAAUUGCUAAGAGCUAAAACUAACAACAAUUCUGUUAUCAUAACCACUGGACAGAACAGCUGGAGAGGUGGCUAACCUGGGCUCCACGACACAGCUCCCCAGGGUUGGUGCUGUGCACAAAGCAGGGUGUGGUGGAGCCUGUGGCAGCAGGGGGGCGGGGACAUCCCCUCACGGCCCUCUCUGCUGGUGGCAAUGGUGACACUAACAGUUCACUCAGUUCACUUGCCCAGACAUCUUAAGAUGAGAAAGGCCAAAGCCAGCCUAAACCCUUCCAUUAACACCAUUUCUAAUUUGCACAAGCAUCGCAAAGUGUUUAUUUCAACAGAGAGGCUUGGUUUGAGACAGCUGAACUUCCGGGGAAGAGCAGCAACAACCAAUUUUUCUGUUUUUGUUUUUUGUGAUGGGGGUGAGAACAGGGUAAUUAAUUCAUUAGCAAGAUGUACUGAAGUUCAAGUUCAGCUGUGGGGUUCCAGUUGCGUCUGAGAGGAUCAGGAAGGCCCUUUCAGACUGCUGGGUUUUGUGUGUACUCUUUUUGUUGGUUGUCCUCAGGCUGGGGGCGGGCGAGAAGCACAUUUCCCUCCCAGCCCUGCUUUCGUUCUUUGGCUUGGUCUGGAAGCAGUUCGUGGUGGGACAGGGGAGACUGGAUUCUGAGGUCAUGUGUCCCACCCCGGACCGAGAGGUCUGCCCAGCUCAGCAGCCGCUGGCUCCAGGGUGAGAGAUCUUAGCUGCACUGUGGGUUGCUGAGGUUCUUGGACAGAAAGGAUGCCAGGUGGACCUUAACUGCACAAGAGUUGAAUCCCGUCUGACCACCCCAGCUAGCUUGGGGCCUUCUUAGUCUUUCAAUUUUCUGCCUUGCCCCAAAAGGGCUUCUCCUGUGUCUUGUCCACCUUGCUGCUGAGGGUGUUCUAGAGGCCGGCUCCCCCAUGGCUCUCUCCCAUCUUCCCUUGCCACCAGCUUCCUCUGAAAGCUGAGGAAGCCUGCGCCCCAGCCCAACCCAAAGGGAGGCAGCUCAACCCUGCAGUGACACCACCUCGUUCUUGAGAUCAGAAGCUCUGCCUGAUGUUCCGGUGGCAUUGUCCCCAGUCCGCAGUGACGAAGGAAACCAGGGUCCCGUGACUUAAGACACACUGCAGGAAUGUCGCCUCUGAUGCCUUGAGUGUUCCCUUCUGGCUGUCUGGCGGGGCGAUGGGGCUUAGGGGCGGCAUCCCAGGCCUGUGUCAGGUGUGCCUUGAGCAAGAUGCGGAGGUUGGGGCCUGGGCCCCUGUAGGCUGGCUAGGCAGGCACGUUUCCACCUGCCAAGACCUCUGUUCAUCUUCUCCGCCUGCAGUUGUGCGUGGGUUUCCCCUCUGCACCACCACCACUGUCACAGCCUUCCCCCAAGCGCAUCUGCUCUGCACCCGCAGUUUUCCGUGGGUGGCAUUGCACUUCCUCAUCCCUCUACCAUGGCCAGGCCAUUGGAAGCACUUCAAAGGACACCACGUGUCAGGCCCAUUGUCCCACCUGGGUGAAGCCACGCUGGCCCCCGGGCAAACCCACCCUUGCCCCUCGCCCAGAUGCUUCAAGGACCCGGCUUUCCAGGCUCCCUUCACCAGCGGCCAGCAGCCACACUCAGGGACGCGGCAAACCACCUUCGGAGAGCAGGAGCCGGGCAGCUGGGAAGGUGGGAUGACAGCAAGUAGUUGAGGAGAAUCUGCCACGGAUGGGGUGUUGACCCCUGAGCUGGCUUGUCAAGUUCAGGAUGGUGGGCCUCUACCUUGAGCUUUCAGGACUGGCUUUCUAUGGAGAACACGCCCCACCUGACCCUACAGCAGCCAGGGGGCGGUGUCGCCCAGCAGCCUUCCGAAACAUAGUAUGAAUUUUAAAAAAUCUGUUUAUUUUUGUUUCUCAACCACUUUAUAAUGUAUUUUUUAAUUUAUUUUGUACUGUCUUGUUUUUAAGUAUUGCUGCUAUCCUUGUUAUUCCCACUGUUUUUAUGGCCGAUUUACUUCUGUGAUAGGUGUACACUAAUGUUCUGUUUUAUGUCAAAAUUGAAAGUAUUUAAAGAAAUACUAGUUCUAUUGAAUGAGGUUGUGGAACCAGCUGGAAACACAAAACAGAGUGUAGAGCAGGCUGGACCCAGGAGGUCAGGUUCAUUUUGUUACAUAUGCAAUAAACUCACAACUUUA
Molecule: messenger RNA, 5273 nt
Organism: Nannospalax galili (Upper Galilee mountains blind mole rat)
Lineage: Eukaryota; Metazoa; Chordata; Mammalia; Rodentia; Spalacidae
Gene: Smurf1
Product: SMAD specific E3 ubiquitin protein ligase 1
Exons: 18
Coding region: 107-2302 (731 amino acids)
Biological process (GO): ubiquitin-dependent protein catabolic process; negative regulation of BMP signaling pathway
Molecular function (GO): protein binding; ubiquitin protein ligase activity
Source: RefSeq, a predicted model, not a curated record